Saxophila tyrrhenica is the source of this 3351-nucleotide messenger RNA. RefSeq names its product metalloprotease (gene STE23). The record is from RefSeq and is a predicted model, not a curated record. Gene Ontology annotation, biological process: peptide catabolic process. Bases 1 to 3351 code for a protein of 1116 amino acids. NCBI's taxonomy places the organism in Eukaryota, Fungi, Ascomycota, Dothideomycetes, Mycosphaerellales, Extremaceae. Gene Ontology annotation, cellular component: cytosol; mitochondrion. The transcript has 3 exons. Gene Ontology annotation, molecular function: metal ion binding; metalloendopeptidase activity.
AUGGCGGGCAUACAAUCAACUGGGGAUGGCUCGACGGAAGUGCUCGCACACGAGCUCGAAAAGCCUUUGCUUGACAAUCGCACAUACCGUGUCAUCAAGCUGCCGAACCAGCUCGAGGCUCUGCUCAUCCAUGAUCCGGACACCGACAAAGCGGCGGCGGCGAUGGAUGUGAAUGCAGGCAGCUUCAGUGACGAGGAGGAUAUGCCGGGCAUGGCUCAUGCGGUGGAGCAUCUGCUGUUCAUGGGGACAAAGAAGUAUCCAGGAGAGAACGACUACAACACCUACCUGAGCAGGUUUGGUGGUUCUUCCAACGCAUACACGGAAAGGACUUCAACCAACUACUACUUUGAGAUCUCAUCCUCUGCCACGAGCAAUAGCGCCGCAAAUUCUGCCAACGCCAGCCAGAUCAGCUUACCGAGGACAAAGGACAAGUCGCCACUCUAUGGUGCAUUGGACCGCUUCUCCCAGUUCUUCAUCGAGCCGCUAUUCCUCGAAGACACACUUGAUCGAGAACUUCAGGCGGUCGACUCUGAGAACAAGAAGAACUUGCAGAGCGACAACUGGCGCAUGAUGCAACUCCACAGAAGCACAUCCAGCAAGCAGCACCCGCAUCACAAGUUCUCUACUGGCAACUACCAGACUUUGCAUGAUGAUCCCAUUGGUCGCGGUGUCAAGGUCCGAGACGAGUUCAUGAGCUUCUACGACCGAAACUACUCUGCCAACCGAAUGAAGCUGGCUGUUCUUGGCACGGAAUCGCUGGAUGAGCUGCAGUCAUGGGUUGAAGUGAUGUUCACAGACGUGCCCAACAAGAACCUACCCCAAAACAGAUGGGACGGGAUACCUCUCUUCGAUGAGAAUGACCUCCGCACGCAGAUCUUCGCAAAACCUGUCAUGGAUCAACGCUCGCUAGAGUUGUGGUUCCCUUAUCCGGCCCAGGAUGAAUCGUAUUCUUCGCACCCAUCGCGUUACGUCAGCCACCUCAUUGGCCACGAGGGGCCAGGCAGUCUUCUGGCAUACCUCAAAGAGAAGGGCUGGACGACCAGCCUUUCCGCUGGAGAGGCCCCUGUCUGUCCGGGGACGAGUGCCUUUGACGUUGACAUAAAGCUGACUGAGUCCGGUCUGAAGAACUAUCAGGAGGUGGUCAAGGCAGUAUUUCAAUAUAUUGCUCUUGUGAAGGACGAGCCGCCUCAGAAGUGGAUUGUAGACGAGAUGGCACAACUUUCGGAAGUCGGAUUCAAGUUCCAACAAAAGUCCCCCGCCAGUCGGACUGUCAGCUCGUACAGCAUGCUGAUGCAGAAACCCAUUCCUCGCGACCGACUCCUGUCUGCACCAAGCAAGAUUACCAAGUUCGAUGCCGAUGCCAUAAAGGCUGGGUUGGAUGCUCUAAGGCCUGACAACUUCAAAAUCCAGCUUCAGAGCCAGACCUUCCCUGGGACGUGGGAUCGGAAAGAGAAAUGGUAUGGCACUGAGUACCGACUGGAGAAGAUUCCCGACGACUUUAUGGAGGAGCUCAAAAAGGCAGCGGCAUCAGCUCCGAGUGAGCGGCCUUCUGAGCUUCAUCUGCCCGGUGUCAACGAGUUUGUGCCCCAGCGGCUGGAUGUCGAGCGAAAGGACGUCAAGGAGCCUUCCGUCUCACCUAAGCUGAUUCGGAAUGACGAGAACGUCCGGACGUGGUUCAAGAAGGACGACCAGUUCUGGGUUCCCAAAGCCAACAUCGAUGUCUGCCUGCGUUCUCCUCUCACCAACAUCACGCCGUUUAUGGCUGUCAUGAGCCAGCUGUUCAAGGACCUGGUCGAGGACUCACUGAACGAGUACGCUUACGAUGCUGAACUCGCUGGCCUGCAGUAUAGCUUGGCGAACCACUCGCAGGGCUUUGAUGUUGUGAUCAGUGGGUACAACGACAAAAUGUCUGUUUUGCUCGAAAAGGUGCUGGUUUCGAUGCGGGAUCUGAAGAUCAAGGAUGAGCGGUUUGACAUCAUCAAGGAGCGCUUGAUGCGCAGCUACAAGAACUUCGACUACCAAGACCCGUACCGCCAGAUUGCCACGUACAGCCGAUGGCUGACCAGCGAGAGGGGUUGGGUGGUAGGUGAACUUCACGACGAGCUGACGAGCGUUGUCGCGGAGGAUGUGCGGCAGUUCUUCCCACAGGUCCUAAAACAGAUGCACAUUGAGAUCUUGGUUCAUGGCAACGUGUACAAGGAGGAUGCACUGAACAUCACGAACCUGGUCGAGUCGACUCUCAAGCCAAAGAAGCUACCUGCAAACCAGUGGCCGACUCGCAGAAACAUCGAGAUGCCGGAGGGAUGCGACUUCAGGUACGAGCGGACGCUGAAGAACCCGGACAACAUCAACCACUGCAUCGACUACGUCGUCUUCGUAGGCAACAACAUGGAUCGCAGACUUCGUGCGCUCCUUCUUCUGUUCGCUCAGAUGACUGAUGAGCCGGUCUUCGAUACACUCCGAUCGAAAGAACAGCUCGGCUACAUCGUCGGCAGCCACGCGCUGAUCUACAGCACCGUCGCCGGCUUCCGCGUGCUGAUUCAAAGCGAGAAGGACUGUGCGCACUUGGAGAAGAGGAUCGACAGUUUCUUCAACGGCUUCGAAGAGACGCUGAAGGAGAUGCCGUCCGAUGAGUUCGAGGCGCACAAAGUUGGCAUCAUCAACAAGCGGCUGGAGAAGCUGAAGAAUUUGAGUCAGGAGACUGGACGGUUCUGGCAUCAUAUCACCUCGGAGGCUUAUGAUUUUGAGCUGACUUACCGUGAUGUCGAGAACAUCGAGCCGCUAUCCAAAGACGACAUGCUCGCCUUCUUCCGCCGCUACAUCAGCCCAUCUUCACCCAGCAGAUCAAAAGCCAGCGUCUACCUCGUUGCCCAGGGCUCAGCUGCCGAUAUCGCGGCCAAGACAUCGACGGCUGAGAAGAAGGAGAAGCUGGUCGAAACCAUUACCUCCAUGCUCCAGCAGCUUGGUCUGGAAGACGCAAACUCCGCCGACCUCUCCAAGCGCAUGGAGAAGGUCGACAUCACCUCCGGCGACUCAAAGGAGAUCAUCGGCGCCGUGGACUCGUACCUCAAAGAGUCCGUCGGCAUGGCCGUCGAUCAGGUCGAGCAGGUGGUGGCGCAGGGCCAAAUGGUGCUGUCGCAGGUCCUGCCCGGCUUGGGCAUCGUUUCGAGAGAUGCGGCUGCUGAGGCGAAUGGUACGGAAGUCAACGGGGAGGUGGCGAAUGGGGAGAAAGAGAGCAAGACGGUAGUGAUUGAGGAUGUCAAGGCUUUCAAGGCGGGUAUGCCGCUUAGUGCUGGCGUGAGGCCAGUCAAGGAGUUGAGUGAGUUUGAGGAGUUGGGGGCGAAGUUAUAG